Molecule: messenger RNA, 1353 nt
Organism: Phytomonas sp. EM1
Lineage: Eukaryota; Euglenozoa; Kinetoplastea; Trypanosomatida; Trypanosomatidae
Source: the annotation of a GenBank genome assembly
AUGUUUGCUCGCACCAAAAGGCCUCGAGUUGCUAUCUUAGUCAUGAGUAAUAAAAUUGAUGAUGCCCUUUGUUAUUCUGUGGGCUCAGCCUAUCUAAGCGGACUGCCCGUGAUGGUAGCCGGCUAUGAAAUGCCGUACAGUGGGUUUUUAUCAAAGUUUGAGUUCAUGGAAACGGCUAUGGAUAAUGCGGGGAUGCAUCCAGAAGACGUGGCCAUUGUAAUGGAUUCAGACGCAUUCUUUACAGGUGCGGAUCUUAACCCGUUCCUGGAUCGAUUCCUCUCGCUCUCCGCCGCAACGCCAGAGGAGCUAGACGCGGUGGCGGUGCGGCAGGGCCGUGCGAUGGCACCGUUCAUAGCAAACGGUGAGGAUGACUGUUGGGCACCAAACGUAUUCAAAAGUGGUGAUGAAUGCCGAGCUGCUUUUGAACAGGCAUAUAUAAAGGUUCGUCAAUUCUCCGCGGCACACCCAGAACAUGAGCUUGGACUUCCUUUUGACCUAGUAGCGCAACGUCAGCUAAAUGCGGGUGUUGUGAUUACUCGUGUGUGGGCAUACAAGGAGUUGAUACAAAAGGUUCAUAACUUAACAAAAACACAAACACCAGCAUUAAAUGCUCAAAAAGGAUGGUUCUGCGAUCAAUCCAUCAUUACAAUACUCUACCUUGAUCUCUUGAAAUGGGAGGUCGAGCGGGACAUUUUUUCGAUGCCAAAGAAUGAGCGGCAGGCUGCACGGUCCACUUACGGUAUGCGUGCAGGGUUCAUUGGGCUAGACUAUGUCAAUGAGUUUACGACCUCUAACACGCUAAUAACAAUAUACCUUGUCGAAAUGCACGAUAAACACUGGACGAAGUACCUUCCAGUGGGCGGACCAGAACGCCCGCACUCGCACGGCAUAACUCGGUUCAAUCGAAUAGGCCGGUAUGUGGGUGACCUUUACAAGCGAGCGUACGCCGCACAUGGUGAGGGAAUUUACACGAGGCUUGCGGUGCCCAGGUGGGUUGGCGGGAAGAGGGCUUCCGGGGCGAACUACAUUAGCCUCACACCACCGCUGAUGGCGCUGAAGCUGAGGCCCAUAGACACAGUCAAACACAUGACGCGUCGUACGUUCCCGGGCAUUUUCCACGCAGCAGGCCUCGAUCCAGGUUUUACUAAGGUAACGCAAAUGGAGCUUGUCGCUAUCGGUGCGCGAUGGUUCGUGCCAAUGGCGCACGACCGAAAGGCAAAGCAUCAGGCCAUGAAGUACCUGGCAUCUGCACCACUGUUUCUAUCGACAAAUAACUCGAUCAUUCGAGACUCCUACUACGCCAAAUGUGGCUUUCCAUUUGAGGGAACAAUUGAAAAGGUGAAAGGUCUUUAA